Molecule: messenger RNA, 3421 nt
Organism: Tupaia belangeri chinensis (Chinese tree shrew)
Lineage: Eukaryota; Metazoa; Chordata; Mammalia; Scandentia; Tupaiidae
Product: zinc finger protein 227
Exons: 7
Coding region: 606-2984 (792 amino acids)
Biological process (GO): regulation of transcription by RNA polymerase II
Cellular component (GO): nucleus
Molecular function (GO): RNA polymerase II transcription regulatory region sequence-specific DNA binding; DNA-binding transcription factor activity, RNA polymerase II-specific
Source: RefSeq, a predicted model, not a curated record
CCGAGCCGCGACUCCUCGGAAGCCUUUUCGGCCUGAGCUUGGGGCCCGUGCCUACGUAGCCGUCAGCCUUAGGAAGGAGAAGCGGCGCCGGGGGCCGAGGCUCGGAGGCGGAGGGCGGAAGCGUGGACCCCCCUCAGCCCGCCUCCCCUCACCGCGCCGCGCCGCUGCUUCUGCGGGUAGAACCCACACCCAGCGGUUGCUCUCGGCGCUCUAGUCUCGUCGUCUGUAGUUGCUGGGACGGUUUGUGACUAGAUUAAGCGAGACGAUACAUGUCAAAAGCUAAGAACGGUGGUGGCACCUGCUAACGGGUUGGCUUUUGCUGUUGACACCGGUCUUCCCUCCCCAGCGCUCUUAUUACUGGGAGCUCCAGUGAAGAGAGAGGAAGAAUUGAGUCACUCCUCGCCCGUGCCUAGGGAUGUCCACUGCAGUUUAUCCCGGAGAGAGACACAGUCGCGCUAUCUCACCGCAUCCUUUUCUUCACCACCCCAGAAUCUGGAAAGAGGAAGAAGGAGGGACUUUGUGGCUUCUCAUAGCAGAGCCCCAGUUACAAGAUAGAGGAACUCCUGGUUCUUAGAACUUUCCAUUUACUCAUUUAAUCCUAAGUUAUGCCUUCUCAAGAUUCUGACCUUUCCCAGAAGAAGCAGGAGAAAAUGACCAAGUUCCAGGAUGCAGUAACCUUCAAGGACGUGGCUGUGGCCUUUACCAAGGAGGAGCUGGAGUUGCUGGACCUUACCCAGAAGAAGAUGUACCAAGAAGUGAUGGUGGAGAAUUUCAAGAACUUGGUUGCAGUAGGGCAUCUUCCCUUCAAGCCAGAUAUGGUAUCCCAGUUGGAAGCAGAAGAAAAGCUUUGGAUGGUAGAAACAGAAACCCAAAGAUGCAGAAAGAAUCAAAAUGAGAUGAAGGGUCUUCGAAAAUACCUUUCAUAUGAAGAGCACUCCUGCUGGCAAAUAUGGAAACAGGUUGCAAGUGAACUAACCAAGUGUCUUCAGAGGAAGAGUUCCCAGUUACUACAAGGUGAUUCCACUCCAAUUUAUGAAAACGAGAACAAGAGUCAUAAAGGAAAUAACUCAAGUUGUAUUGAAAAUCAAAAGUUUUCCAUUUCAAGAACCCAAGAUUUUUGCAGAAAUAUAUAUCUAAGUGAGUCAAAGAAUCAAAGUAGAGAUAAGCAAACUGAAAUGAAAACUAAUCUGCAUAUAUGUGAAGACUCCAUGAAGAAAUCACCACUUUGUGAAGGAAUUAAAACUGACAUCAACCAGAAACCCUAUAGAUGUAAUGAAUGUGGCGGAAGCAUUAAUGAUGGCUCUAAUCCACAAUUGCUCUUAGGAGAGAAACCCCACCUGUGUAGUGAUUGUGGGAAGGGCUUCAGUAAUAGCACAGAACUUCCCUUUCAUCAGGAUGUUCACACAGGAGACUGCUACCGUCAGAGAUCACAUCUCCAAACUCAUCAGAGAAUUCACCCUGGAGAGAAAUCUGACAAAUGUCAUGAAUCUGGUGAUUUCUACAAUAAGAUCUCUUUUCAUUCUCAUCAAUCUAGUCAUACAGGAGAGAAGUCCUAUCGAUGUGACAAUUGUGGCAAGGGAUUCAGUAGCAGUACAGGUCUUAUCAUUCAUUACAGAACCCAUACUGGAGAGAAGCCUUAUAGAUGUGAGGAGUGUGGUAAAUGCUUUAGUCAGAGUUCAAAUUUUCAGUGCCAUCAGAGAGUCCACACUGAAGAAAAGCCAUAUAAAUGUGAAGAGUGUGGUAAAGGCUUUGGUUGGAGUGUUAAUCUUCGCGUCCAUCAGAGGGUCCACAGGGGUGAGAAACCCUAUAAAUGUGAGGAAUGUGGCAAGGGGUUCACUCAGGCUGCACAUUUUCACAUACAUCAGAGGGUCCACACUGGGGAGAAGCCCUACAAAUGUGAUGUUUGUGGGAAGGGUUUUAGUCACAAUUCACCAUUAAUAUGCCAUCGGAGAGUCCAUACUGGAGAGAAGCCAUACAAAUGUGAGGCAUGUGGGAAAGGCUUUACCCGUAAUACAGAUCUUCAUAUCCAUUUCAGAGUUCAUACAGGAGAAAAACCCUACAAAUGUAAGGAGUGUGGGAAAGGCUUCAGUCAGGCUUCAAAUCUUCAGGUCCAUCAGAAUGUCCACACUGGGGAGAAACGAUUCAAAUGUGAAACAUGUGGGAAGGGCUUCAGUCAGUCCUCAAAGCUGCAAACCCACCAGAGAGUCCACACUGGAGAGAAACCAUACAAAUGUGAUGUAUGUGGUAAGGACUUCAGUUAUAGUUCAAAUCUUAAACUGCACCAUGUAAUUCACACUGGAGAAAAACCGUACAAAUGUGAGGAGUGUGGGAAGGGCUUCAGUUGGAGAUCAAAUCUUCAUGCUCAUCAGAGAGUCCACUCAGGAGAGAAACCCUAUAAAUGUGAGGAAUGUGAUAAGAGUUUCAGUCAGGCCAUAGAUUUUCGGGUACACCAGAGGGUCCAUACUGGAGAGAAACCAUACAAAUGUGGUGUAUGUGGUAAAGGAUUCAGUCAGUCCUCUGGUCUUCAGUCCCAUCAGAGAGUCCACACUGGGGAGAAGCCAUACAAAUGUGAUGUGUGUGGAAAGGGCUUCAGAUACAGUUCACAGUUUAUAUACCAUCAAAGAGGCCACACUGGAGAAAAACCUUACAAAUGUGAGGAAUGUGGUAAAGGCUUUGGUAGGAGUUUGAAUCUUCGCCAUCAUCAGAGGGUCCACACAGGAGAAAAACCCCAUAAAUGUGAGGAGUGUGGAAAGGCUUUCAGUCUGCCUUCAAAUCUUCGAGUCCAUCUGAGUGUUCACACUAGGGAGAAACUCUUUAAAUGUGAGGAGUGUGGUAAAGGCUUCAGUCAGAGUGCACGUCUUCAAGCCCAUCAGAGAGUCCACACUGGAGAAAAACCAUACAGAUGUGAUAUAUGUGGUAAGGACUUCAGUCACCGUUCACGUCUUACAUACCAUCAGAAAGUUCACAUUGGAAAAAAGCUUUAGAUAUAAGAAGUGUGUUAGUGGCAUUUGUCAGAAUAUACAUCAAGUUUUUGGAGAGUCCAUGAUUAUGACAAACUGUACAAAAUUAUUGAGAAUAAAAGGGAAUUUCUUUAGACUCAGCAUCUUUUUAACAAAUCCACCAAAAUGAUGGCAUAGAACCAGAGUAACAGGACCAGCACUCCUUUCGGGGAAUAAUAAAGAUUGUAGUUCUUUUGGUAAAAUGCAAUUAAUAUAGAUCAUUGUCCUUUGAUGUGAAUAUAUGCCUGAAGAUAAUCUAUGAAAAGAUACUUGCCUUAUACUAACUAGUUUUUUGAUCAAGGAGGGUUUUGGAUAUUUUUCCUUUAACUUUCACUUUAUACUUAGCUAUUUUUACUAAACUGUAAAGCUAUGAAAAAUGAAUAAAAUUACUAAAGACUUCCUGUAGCUAGGACUCAUAAUAU